Messenger RNA from Grus americana (Whooping crane), 2579 nucleotides. RefSeq names its product GABA type A receptor associated protein like 1 (gene GABARAPL1). The transcript has 5 exons. Bases 297 to 659 code for a protein of 120 amino acids. Gene Ontology annotation, cellular component: cytosol; autophagosome; autophagosome membrane. Gene Ontology annotation, biological process: cellular response to nitrogen starvation; autophagosome assembly; macroautophagy. NCBI's taxonomy places the organism in Eukaryota, Metazoa, Chordata, Aves, Gruiformes, Gruidae. The record is from RefSeq and is a predicted model, not a curated record. Gene Ontology annotation, molecular function: GABA receptor binding; ubiquitin protein ligase binding.
UACACGAAGGGUCUGCGGUCCCCCCCACCACGGGCGGUGUGGACCCGAGCCCCGCCCUCAGCCAGCGAGAGCCCCCGCCCCGGCGGCACCGUGAAGAGGGGGGAGGGGGUGUAUGCCUCCCCGUGACGUCACAGCUUCCAAUUUGCCGUCAGCGGGCUGGUGUGCUGCCGCGGUAGGGCUCGGGGUUGCGCUUCGCUGCGCUGCGCUUGCGGGGGUGUCCGGGGGCUCGCUAAGUAACCGGCCGUAGCGGGGGGAGCCGCAGCAGCCCUCGGGAGGGAAGGUGACAGCCCGGCAGCAUGAAGUUCCAGUACAAGGAAGACCACCCGUUCGAAUACAGGAAAAAAGAAGGGGAGAAAAUCAGGAAGAAAUAUCCCGACAGAGUCCCCGUAAUUGUGGAAAAAGCACCAAAAGCCAGAGUACCCGACCUAGACAAAAGGAAGUAUCUUGUGCCUUCUGACCUCACAGUUGGCCAAUUCUACUUCUUAAUCCGAAAGCGGAUCCACCUGAGGCCAGAAGAUGCCCUCUUCUUCUUUGUCAAUAAUACCAUCCCUCCCACCAGUGCUACCAUGGGCCAGCUGUACGAGGAUAACCACGAGGAGGACUAUUUUCUCUAUGUGGCCUACAGCGAUGAGAGCGUCUAUGGCAAUGAAGUCAACUGAUAAACUAGCACAAAGUGCUAGAAAGGACCUCGAGAGAAUGACAAGCCCGCUCCAGCUCUGAGACAGGAUUGAGUAUACCAAACACGUCCACCGUGGCUGCUCACCAAACUUGUUCUUAGGGAACUUCACUGAGGCAGAUCUUGGAGGCUGCUGAGAUUGUCUGUUCAGUUCCUAGCUAGCCUACAAGUGAGAGAGCUUUUCUUGCUACCUAACUUUAGUCUCCCUUGCUGUGCAUUAAGGCAACUAACUACUAAUGGUCUUGUUAUUGGUGAACACAGAAAAUCAUCUGUCAGUGUUGUCCUUGUACCAGUCUUCUGCGGAUUUGAAGAUGGCAGAAGUCCUGUGGGCUUAGCCUUCCCUUUCAUGUCUCAUCCCUGUACAGCCCUUGCACCACAUGCACAAGCAGAAGAAAUCAGUCGCUCCCACGUGUGUUUUGCUGGCUUUUUGUGAUUGGACAACAAUGCCACUCUUCACCACAAGAGAGGUGCUUUUAGACUUGAAGGGGAAUAGAUUCUCUGUAGAUUUUUUUUUUUUAAUUAUUCUAUUUUAAGUCAACAUUGUUCUUAGGUGCCAGAUAGAUGCUGUCCUGUGCAAGCCUUAUGCUGUCAUGCCAAAGCAGUUUCUUCCCAGUGACACAAAUAGCAGAUUUUCCCAUAACUGCCAUAACUCUGAUGAAGGGAUGGGGUUUGGGGAGUGAGCUGACUUUCAGGAAAAUUCUGGGGUUUUAUCUAAAAAUCAGAGAACUGGACCUGAAUUACUGUAAACAUUCCUACAUUUAAGAGAGGGACCAAGAGGGAGGAAAAGACAAGAAGGACAAAGAAGACAGGCAGAUUACAAAAUCAGUUGAAGGUAUUUGCUCUAUUUUACAUGAAGUUAGAUCCCAAUUCUCUGCGUUCCUCAGGAAUGAGAAAUCAAGAUGAGUGAUCCUCUGAUUGUGGAAGACAGAAAAUCAAGUUUCAGCCUUCUCUGACUGUUGUUCCACAGAAGUACAGGAGGCAGAAGAGCAGGCUGGGAGUGUGAAGUGGGAGUCAGUGGCACAGCUGCAUGAAGGUCAGGGAAGGCAGGUGUAGUGGGGCAGGAGGGUCACUGCGCAUGUGGUAUGGGAAGUAGCAGAAGAAUGGGAGAGAAGGGAGGGACCACAAAGGAUGUAGAGUCGUCGUAACAAGCAGACAGAAAAUAGAGGAACAAAGGAUGAAAUGGGUGGGUUAGUAUCCCCAGUUUUUCAUCCUGAACUUCAGGUUUGCUGUUCCAUCAUGUGUUCAUCUGGAAUAAAUGUGUUUGGAUGAGCUGUACCUACUGCCAACUUAGAUAACUUCAGUUUCUGCCGCAGUCCUCUCUUUUUGGCCCACUCUCUUCCAAUUACCAGGCUCUUUUCACAUCCUUUGGGUGCAAAUCUGCAUCAGUCUCUUGUUUUAGGAAGCUCUGAAUGUUCUGAAGCAGAGAACAGACCCAGGAGGCUUUCUAGGUUAAAAGACGAGAUGCAGGCAGAUGGUGUGCAUCUUUCUGCCGCUGUCCCACUUGCUCACACGUGUGCUGCCAAGCACAUGGUUGUGUGUUGUCUCAAAUGAGCCCAUGCUUAGGCAUGCUCAGGGAAGAAAGAGUUGGCAUCUGGAGUGCUUGGUUUUGUGUUCAGACCUCCCCUCCCGCUGCUGGGUUUAUAAAUAAGUGACGUGUGGGACUAAUCUCAGCCGUUUGUUACAUGUAGAGUUUACAGUUUAAUUUAGUUAUUUCACAGGUCUUUUAACUGGAUUGUGGCAUUUACUUCUGUUUUUGCGCUAGUCCGGUAUUGUACGAGGUAACGAUGGUGAUUCUUUUUUGUGUUGGUUAGCUGCAGGUUCUUGUAAAAUAAAGUUCAUACUACUUGAGCUAAAUCAACCAAUCAAUAAAGAUGCAUAUGAAAAUCACAGGCUUGAUCCAAAA